Molecule: messenger RNA, 1822 nt
Organism: Rhipicephalus microplus (southern cattle tick)
Lineage: Eukaryota; Metazoa; Arthropoda; Arachnida; Ixodida; Ixodidae
Product: protein argonaute-2-like
Molecular function (GO): RNA binding; protein binding
Source: RefSeq, a predicted model, not a curated record
GAAAGAACUAUCCAAACUUCAUCCGUUACCCUAACUUGCCUUGCAUUCAACCAGACACAAAUAGACCCAUCUAUUUACCGCUUGAAGUCUGCCACAUCGUGGAGGGACAACCUUACAGGAAAAAAUUGAGCGGCUCGAUGACCACGGAAGUGAUACGGCGCACCGCACAACCACCCGAGCAACGCUUUCAGGCUAUCACACAGUCAGUUCAUGACUUGGUGCAAAGGAGCGCGCCAUGCCUGAACGAGUUUGGUAUCAAAGUGAGCACCGACCCGACGCGCCUCAACGGCCGUGUUCUGGAUGCGCCAUCUCUGAUGUUUGGUGACGCGCAGCCGCCAGUGCGACCGAGAUAUGGUUCCUGGGACAUGAGAAACAGUAAACUCUUUGAUGCGAAACCCAUUGAAAACUGGGCCCUUCUCGGUGUGAAUUGCCGGCCCCAUCCACGAAACGUUGAGAAUCUCGAAGGCGUGCUUAAGAGAAUUGGCGGUAAUAUGGGUAUGAGAGUAAGUCGGCCGUUAUGCGUGGACAGCUGUGACAGCAGGGACAUCUCCCAAGUUCUUGAGCGAUUGAAGUCCAGAGGCAUUGUGCUGGUCGUCGUCAUACUCGGACAGCAGGCGUCCUACGCGGCCGUCAAAGAGGCGGCUAAAGUCAAGCUGGGCAUCCUCACCCAGUGUAUGAAAGAAUUCAAUUUCACGACGAAGUGCACGGAUUCAUUGAUAGCCAAUCUGUGUUUGAAGAUCAAUGCUAAACUUGGUGGCACGAAUAACAGUUUCGUGGAGAGAGAGAGGCCAAGUGUCCUCUGCGAGCCCGUAAUCAUCAUCGGCGCCGAUGUGAGUCAUCCAGCACCAGGUGAUAAGGUUAAACCAUCCAUCGCUGCGUGUGUCGCGAGCAUGGACUCCAUCCCGUCUCGCUACCGGGCUUCUAUUCGUGUCCAGAUCCAGCAGCAACAAGCAGUCGCCCGAGUGGAAAUCAUCGAAGACUUGGAGAUGAUGGUUCAAGAGCUGCUCAUGGCUUUUUAUCGGGAGACCAGACAUAAGCCAGGCAAGAUCAUCUUCUACCGAGACGGAGUCAGCGAGGGCCAGUUUGGAUUCGUGCGGGACCAAGAACUGUCGGCCAUCAGGGAGGCCUGCCUCAUGCUCAGCCGCGAUGGCUCGUACAAGCCUGCAGUUACGUUUAUCGGUCAGAAACGUCACCACACUCGGUUUAUGCCAGUCAACCCAAAAGAUGGCGUGGGUAGGCCGCUAAACAUUCCUCCCGGCACGACCGUGGACACGGUGGUGACCCACCCGGUCGACUUCGACUUCUUCCUCUGCAGUCAUGCCGGGAUACAGGGAACGAGCAGGCCCGCGCAUUACUACGUCGUCUACGACGACACAAGUUUUACUUCCGACGAGCUGCAGAAGCUCAGCUACUACCUCUGCCACACAUACGCUCGCUGCACCAAAAGUGUGAGCAUUCCAGCGCCGGUGUACUACGCCCACCUAGCUGCCUUCCGCGCCAAGGAGCACAUUGCUAGCGCUUGCAAUGUCUCGAGUGGCAGCAGCUUUAGUUCAGAAGGAGGAGACAGUGCCACCACCGAUGAUUACGUGCGUGCGGUCAGCGUGUGCCAGGAUCUGCAAAAUACCAUGUACUUCGUCUGAAGGUGCCGCCAUUGGGAAGCAACUGGACUCAUUAGGCUUGGACAUGGCGUUGCUUAAAGGUGCACUAAAAGCAUAUAUUAAGUCAACGUUUAUAGCUUAAAUAGCGGCACAGAAACCUCGUAGUGUUACUUUUGUGCCAAGGAAGGGCCUAUUUUGAAAUAAAAUUACGUUUUAGUGGUCCA